AUGGCCAGCAGCCCGCUCCGCAGGCAGGCAGGGCGCUCGACUCAGGGCCCCGUUCUGCCAACACCUCCUAUAGGAGGUGGUGGUGGUUCUGCCCGGCUCGGCUUGUUCCGUCCCUCCGGGGGCGGCCGAGCGUGGGCGGCCCGGCCCCCGGGGAGCGAUUGGCUGCGGGGCGGUCGGGGGCGCGGCCUGGGACCGCCUGAAGCGCUUCGCCGUGCUGCUCGACUGCCCGGAGCCGGCCUCGCCGCCGGUGUUCAGCUCGGGCGAGAGCGUGGCCGGCCGGGUGGUGCUGGAGCUGAGCGGGGAGGCGCGCCUCUGCGCCCUCCACCUGCACGCCCGCGGCUGCGCCCAGGUCCACUGGACCGAGUCCCGCUCGGCCGGCUCCAGCACCGCCUACACGCAGAGCUACGGCGACCGCGUGGACUUCCUCAGCCACCGCCAGCAGCUCCUCGCCCCCCAGCCAGGCGCCUGGCCACCUCCUUCGAGGGCAAGCACGGCAGCGUCCCCUACUGGGUGAAGGCCAAGCUGCACCGGCCCUGGGCCGCCGUCCGGAGGGCCAAGCAGGAGUUCACCGUCCUCGAGCCCCUCGACAUCAACACGCCCGCCCUGCUGGCUCCUCAGGCUGGUGCCAAGGAGAAACUGGCUCGCACCUGGUAUCGCAACCGGGGGCAGGUUUCGGUCUCUGCCAAGAUCGAUCGGAAAGGAUACACACCAGGUGAGGUCAUCCCCAUUUUUGCUGAAAUCGAUAACGGCACCACCCGCUCGGUCAUCCCCAAGGCCGCCAUCAUACAGACGCAGACGUUCCUCGCCCGGGGCACCAAGAAGCAGAAGAAGUCCGUUGUGGCCAGCAUCGUGGGCGACUCCAUCGCAGCGCACAAGCGGGAUGUGUGGCACGGGCGGGCACUCAAAAUCCCCCCCGUGGGGCCCUCCAUCCUUCAGUGCCGCAUUCUCCACGUGGAGUACUCACUCAAGGUCUGUGUCGACAUUCCUGGGACUUCUAAGCUGCUCCUGGAGCUGCCCCUGGUGAUCGGGACAAUCCCACUGCAUCCGUUUGGCAGUCGCACAUCCAGCGUCAGCAGCCAGUACAGCGCCAGUCUAGAUUGGCUCCGGAUGGGAAUCCCUGAGCAGCCUGAGGCUCCACCAGACUACUCCUCUGUGGUGACCGGCGAAGAGCCUCCUGAGAACCUGUCCCCUCCUUGCCAGGAUGAGGCCACCAGCAUCUUUGAAGGGCCGUUCUUUGCCUACAUCCAAGAAUUUCGCUACCGGCCGCCCCCCCUUUACUCAGAGGUGGACCCCAAUCCUCCCUCUGACAGCCUGAUCCGUCCGCGCUGCAUGACAUGCUGACCGGAAGCCUUGCCCGACUUGAGAUCAUGGCUUGGAAUGGGAAAUCCUUUCUGCAGAGAGAUGGAGGGCGGAUAACAGGUCAUUGCCCCCCCCCCCAAGUGGUGGGUGCCCAUUCUGUGACCGCCGCUCUGCUCAGAGUGUGCGGCAUCGAGCACUCCACUGAAGAGCUGGUUGGCGUUUAUCUGGACGCGACUGGUGAUGAAGGAAGGAGAGAGGGCUCUUCCUUGGCCCCUGAACGGUGCCUGCUGAAGAUUUGCGCCCACAUACGUCUGAAUCCACAAAUGCCGUCUCCAAGCUGUUGUGGGCUGGUGUGUGCUGGUCCUUGGACUGUGUGGAACCAGUCUCCCCUGCAGAGAGGCCUUUGCCCUGUCCCUUGGAGUUCCACACGUGCCUUGAAGAACGAAGCUGCCUUGGUGCCUUCUGAAGAAAGUUCCUCCAUGAGGACGAAGUGGCCACCGUGGCACUGCCGGCUGUGGUUUGGGUCGCCCCGUGAUUUCAAGACUGGUCGGACCCUGCAGCACCCACGGGGAUGGGGUCAGGCACGUUUUGGAGAAGUGGCUCUACUAUCACUUGGAGGAUGGUGGGGUUUGUGUUUGUGGACUUUUUUGGGGGGUGAGGAACAGUAUAACAGUGGUGGUUGCUGGUUACUGCGCUAACCAGAGGGUGGGGGCAGAGGUGGCUCCACCUUUCCUGGUCUGCUGUCUUUGCACAUGCAUAAUUCUCUGUUUGAGGUGGAGAGACGGAUCUUCCCUGGAGGAGGCCUGCCCCCCAGCCGCAAGCCUUUCUGGGACUGUAUAGAGAAACUCUGGCGUCCUUGAACGGUGUUUCUCAAAAGCUCGACCUAGGAGUCUAGUGGGUUUUUUAGCAUAAAGGUGGAAAUUAGCAGUUUGCAUGGGAGUUUCCUUGGGGUGUGCAUGUUCCUUUUGAAGGAAAGCUGAAGAAUAUUCCCCAAAUCCUGCCCGGGGUGGGGUGCGGGGGGGUGGCACACUCAGCGAUGCAUUCCACAAACAGAAAACUUUCCACAGCUACUCAGCUACAAAAUUGCUUAAGAUUUUCCCCACUGCCAUUGUUUUGUACCUCUUUUCUGACAUGCUCUGGUUUUGAUGCACUUUUUAAAUUAUAUAUU
Messenger RNA from Gekko japonicus, 2467 nucleotides. It is a transcript of the gene ARRDC2, whose product is annotated as arrestin domain containing 2. The transcript has 7 exons. Gene Ontology annotation, cellular component: plasma membrane; cytoplasm. Lineage: Eukaryota; Metazoa; Chordata; Lepidosauria; Squamata; Gekkonidae. The record is from RefSeq and is a predicted model, not a curated record. Gene Ontology annotation, biological process: protein transport. Bases 1 to 1341 code for a protein of 446 amino acids.